This is a messenger RNA of Microsporum canis CBS 113480, 378 nucleotides long. RefSeq lists its product as hypothetical. The record is from RefSeq and is a predicted model, not a curated record. NCBI's taxonomy places the organism in Eukaryota, Fungi, Ascomycota, Eurotiomycetes, Onygenales, Arthrodermataceae. The coding region runs from base 1 to 378 and encodes 125 amino acids. The transcript has a single exon.
AUGCCUGGUGUCUACGCAGCGAUAUUCGACGAUGGCUGCUUCUUCAAGCAUUGGGCUCUCUUCGUCGACGGCCCAACCAAACUGAUCCUCAACGCGAUGGGCUCUUCAGGCCGUUUCAGAUACGAACAACGCACAGCCAACGUCCGGGAAGACGGAACCCUGCUCGAGCUCUACUACAUCUGCGAAAUAGACGAGUCCAAGGCACCAGGAGUCGCUGAUAUCGCAGCAAACGUGCCCAUACGCAAUGAUAUUCCGAGCUGGAACUGUCAGGAUUUCGUGUUUGACGUGAUGGAGGCACUCGAAGGAAUGAUUGACAUGGACGAUGGAUAUAAAAGGCGUCUUGAGACGUUGCGGUCGAAGCAGGAUGGGCUCCUUUGA